Coffea eugenioides is the source of this 1684-nucleotide messenger RNA. RefSeq names its product probable serine incorporator. The transcript has 7 exons. The record is from RefSeq and is a predicted model, not a curated record. Bases 221 to 1462 code for a protein of 413 amino acids. Gene Ontology annotation, cellular component: membrane. Lineage: Eukaryota; Viridiplantae; Streptophyta; Magnoliopsida; Gentianales; Rubiaceae.
GAAUACAACCAGGUCCUCAUUCCAAAGUUACCAGAGUCAUCGUUCAUCAAUGGAUUCUUUCUUCUAGUCUUUCCCAAUUUCUCCCCUUCUUCCAUCCGCCUUUGAUCAUCUAAUUCCCCUUACCUUUUCACCCUCCGAUCACCAGAAAAAGAGCAAAAGGGUUUGAUCAAUCAGUGCUGGACGGUUUUUGAUCAAUCUGUUAAAGUAGUGGAAGCUAAAGAUGUGGGCAGCUACAUGCCUAGCGUCAUGCUGCGCCGGGUGCGCCUGCGACGCCUGCCGGACGGUGGUGUCCGGAAUCAGCCGUAAAUCGGCUCGGAUUGCCUACUGUGGCCUCUUUGCGUUAUCGUUAAUCGUUUCUUGGAUUCUUAGAGAAGUUGCUGCACCUCUCAUGGAAAAAAUCCCCUGGAUUAAUCAUUUCCAUCAAACACCGGAUAGAGAGUGGUUUGAAACAGAUGCUGUGUUGCGAGUUAGUUUGGGAAACUUCUUAUUUUUCACGAUUCUAGCUGUCUUCAUGAUGGGCAUAAAAAACCAGAAGGAUCCUCGGGAUAGUGUGCACCAUGGCGGAUGGAUGAUAAAGAUCAUUUGUUGGUGUCUUCUUGUGAUUUUGAUGUUUUUUGUUCCAAAUGAAAUCAUUAGCUUCUAUGAGACAACAUCAAAGUUUGGUGCGGGAUUCUUUCUUCUUGUUCAAGUUGUGCUUUUGUUGGACUUUGUUCAUGGAUGGAAUGCCAAAUGGGUCGGCUAUGAUGAGAAGUUUUGGUAUAUGGCUUUGCUCGUCAUCUCUCUUGUGUGCUAUGUGGCAACUUUUGCCUUCUCUGGGCUUCUCUUCUAUCUUUUUACUGCUUCUGGACAUGACUGUGGGCUCAACACUUUCUUUAUUGUGAUGACUCUGAUCUCUGUGUUUGCAUUUGCUGUGGUGACACUACAUCCAUCAGUUGGUGGGAGCAUCUUGCCUGCUUCAGUUAUUUCAUUGUACUGCAUGUAUCUCUGCUAUAGUGGACUUGCCAGCGAACCAAGGGAUUAUGAGUGCAAUGGCCUUCACAAGCAUUCAAAAGCUGUUUCCACUAGCACACUAACUAUUGGUCUACUCACCACUGUGCUCUCUGUUGUUUACUCUGCUGUUCGGGCUGGAUCUUCUACAACCUUGCUCUCCCCCUCCCCUCCAAGCUCACCCCGGGCAGGGAAACCAUUAUUACCAUUAGACAAGGCAGACAAAGAGGAGGAGAAAGAAAAGGCCAAGCCAGUUACAUAUUCGUAUUCCUUCUUCCACUUGAUCUUUUCACUUGCUAGCAUGUACUCUGCAAUGCUCCUUACAGGAUGGUCAACUUCAGUGGGAGAGAGCGGGAAGUUGGUUGAUGUGGGGUGGCCAUCUGUUUGGGUCCGAAUUGUAACAGGUUGGGCAACCGCUGCGUUGUUCCUGUGGUCACUGGUUGCACCUAUUUUAUUCCCAGAACGCGAGUUCUGAUUUAUUGUUCGGAUACUUGGUGGCUGUCUGUGUAAAUGUUUGCAAUGACUGUUGUGGGAAGUCAAACAUGUAAUCACCUCGUUUAGUAGAAAGCAGAAUGUCGUACGGUUGUGCUGCAUUAAUGUGUUGAAAGCUGUGGAUGGAUGGCUUUAAAUCUCGCAGUGGAAAAAUUGUUUAAGCUUGUGUUCAUUACUUGUUGAGAGUUGAAUUUUGAUUUUGAUC